AUGAAAAAGUCUCAUUUAAAUUUAAUUAAGUGUGGCUCCAAUUUUGGCGGACAAAAGGAAUGUGCCGCCAGCAGUAAAAAAGGUGAAUGUGCCGCCAGCAGUACAAAAGGUGAAUGUGCCACCAGUAGUACAAAAAGUGAAUAUGUCACCAGUAGUGCAAAAGGUCAUACUUUUAAAAAAGAAGAAAAAGAAAAGGUAGAUGUGGAUGAAGAUGAGGAAGAUGAGGAAGAAGAUGAAGAAGAGGAAAAAGAUGAGGAUGAGGAAGAAGAUGAUGAUGAAGAAGAGGAAAUUGGCGAAAUGAUGGCACGUUCUACAGUAUCAAAAAAAGUUAAUCAAGCGGGAAGAAGUGAAGAAACUGAAAGUGAUGAAUUUGACGAAGAAAGUGAUAUAGAUGAAAAAACUGAAGAAGAAAUAAGUAAAAUAAAACAUCAUUUAGCACAAACAUUUUCUGAUUUAGAUAAAGCACUUACUUUCUUUAGCGAAUUAAGAGGUCGAAAAGGUCAAAAGAAGGAUGUUUGUGGUGAAACAAAUUAUCAAUUCUAUGAAAUGUUAUGUGCUUUAUGUGAGCCUUAUUAA
Messenger RNA from Loa loa (African eye worm), 576 nucleotides. RefSeq lists its product as hypothetical. Lineage: Eukaryota; Metazoa; Nematoda; Chromadorea; Rhabditida; Onchocercidae. The transcript has a single exon. The record is from RefSeq and is a predicted model, not a curated record. Bases 1 to 576 code for a protein of 191 amino acids.